This is a messenger RNA of Theobroma umbraticum, 2074 nucleotides long. It is a transcript of the gene BOP2, whose product is annotated as Ankyrin repeat family protein / BTB/POZ domain-containing protein. Gene Ontology annotation, biological process: plant organ development; regulation of DNA-templated transcription; induced systemic resistance, jasmonic acid mediated signaling pathway. Gene Ontology annotation, cellular component: nucleus. Gene Ontology annotation, molecular function: transcription cis-regulatory region binding; protein binding. The record is from RefSeq and is a predicted model, not a curated record. Lineage: Eukaryota; Viridiplantae; Streptophyta; Magnoliopsida; Malvales; Malvaceae.
AUCUUCCAUUCCAACCCCCUCCCCCCCCAAAUGAAAUCAUGACCUCCCCCUCCCCCUCUCUCUUCUCUUCUUUCUCCUUCUCUUCUGCAAGCUCUUCUUGAUUUAUCAAACCAUCCUCCUCCGCUUUUUCUUCCCGGAAAGCAACCCUAAAAUGAGUAGCUUCGAGGAGUCCUUACGAUCUCUCUCUCUGGACUACCUUAACCUCCUCAUCAAUGGCCAGGCUUUCUCCGAUGUAACUUUCAGCGUAGAGGGUCGCUUGGUUCAUGCCCAUAGGUGUAUUUUAGCUGCAAGGAGUCUCUUCUUCAGGAAAUUCUUCUGCGGACCUGAUCCUCCAUCUGGGUUAGACCCGGUUGGUUCCAGGAUGAACCCAGCAGCAGCAGCAGCAGCAGCCGCAGGGUCUAGGCCUGGUGUUAUACCAGUGAACUCAGUGGGAUACGAGGUGUUCUUGCUGCUGUUACAGUUCUUGUAUAGUGGCCAAGUCUCUAUUGUGCCUCAAAAGCAUGAGCCCAGGCCUAAUUGUUCUGAAAGAGCGUGUUGGCAUACGCAUUGCACCUCUGCCGUUGAUCUCGCUCUCGACACUCUUGCUGCCGCUAGAUACUUUGGUGUUGAACAGCUUGCAUUACUCACCCAGAAACAAUUGGCCAGCAUGGUUGAGAAGGCCUCAAUUGAAGAUGUUAUGAAAGUACUCAUAGCUUCAAGAAAGCAAGACAUGCACCAACUUUGGACUACUUGUUCCCACCUAGUGGCCAAAUCAGGCCUACCACCAGAAGUUCUCGCCAAACAUCUUCCCAUCGAUGUGGUGGCCAAAAUUGAAGAGUUACGUCUCAAGUCAUCCCUUGCUCGGCGCUCCCUAAUCACUCAUCACCCCCACCACCACCACCACCAUGAUCUCACCGCGACCGCUGAUCUUGAGGACCAGAAAAUUCGGAGGAUGAGAAGGGCUUUAGACUCCUCAGAUGUUGAGCUAGUCAAACUCAUGGUUAUGGGAGAAGGUCUCAAUCUUGAUGAAGCAUUGGCUUUACACUAUGCUGUCGAGAACUGCAGCCGGGAAGUGGUUAAGACCUUGCUAGAGCUUGGUGCAGCCGAUGUUAACUACCGGGCCGGGCCUGCAGGCAAGACCCCACUUCACAUUGCAGCGGAAAUGGUAUCACCAGAUAUGGUUGCAGUCCUUUUAGACCACCACGCGGACCCUAAUGUAAGAACCGUUGAUGGGGUGACUCCUUUGGACAUUCUUCGGACUCUAACCUCUGAUUUCUUGUUCAAAGGUGCCGUGCCGGGGCUGACUCACAUUGAACCGAAUAAGCUUAGGCUAUGUCUUGAGCUUGUCCAAUCAGCAGCUUUGGUUAUUUCGCGCGAAGAAGGGAGCGCAAAUACUCCAACUUCAACUGCAAUUUACCCACCACUGAGUGAUGAACAUAAUAGUAGCGGCAGCGGAAGCAAUCUUGCUAACCUUAAUUUGGAUUCAAGGUUGGUUUAUCUCAAUCUUGGUGCUACAGGUUCAACUCAGAUGGGGUCGAGAAUGGAGGGAGAUGAUGAUAGCAGCCAGAACAGCCAAAGAGAAGCCAUGAACCGACAUGACCCAACAAUGUACCAUCACUCUCAUGACUUCUAGCUCCAAAACUUUUUUUCUCUUUCUCUUUCUAUCUCUCGCUCUCGCUCUCGCUCUCAAUCUCUAUAUAUAAAAAUGGCUGGUGAAAGACAAGCAAAAUAGUAGUUCAUGAAAACUCAAUUCAUGAGAGAUUAUUGGAUUAUAUAUUUUCUUUUGUCAAACUUUUUUUUUCAUCGCUAGCAUUUUCCCUUUGCUGUGCGGGGUGUUUUUCUUUUUCUUUUGCUUUUCUUUUUUCCUUUUUCUUUUUUUGGUUUUUUGUAGGCUUUCAAUGAUCAUGAUAUGAAGUGCAGUUUCAUUGGAGAUGGGAUUUUUUUUCUCUCAUGGGAUGAGACAACGAGAAUCUGAGAUUUGCUCUCUGAUGAGGGGUUGAUGGAGGAGAGACGCAGGUCAAUCUUUUCAAACCCGGCCUGUCAACUCCUUUGUAUUUAUUGAUAGUAUCUAAAUAUCGUGGCCUAUUUAUUGUGA